AUGGAAUCGAGCAUCGAAUGCAUAUCAACCAUUGAUGAGGAGGUGGAUGAAGAUGACAUCUCAAGCGUCUGCUCAUUUUCUGCGUCUUCAACCCCAAAGCCAUUUCACAGCAAUUAUCAAGCCACGAGGGUUCAUGAGCUUCUCGACUGCUCAGUUUGUGCUAAUUCUAUGUACCCUCCCAUACAUCAGUGUCACAAUGGGCAUACUCUCUGUUCCACUUGUAAAAUUAGGGCCCACAACCGGUGCCCAACUUGCAGACAAGAACUAGGUGACAUAAGAUGCUUGGCUUUGGAGAGAGUGGCCGAGUCACUCGAACUUCCUUGCAAGUACUUCUCCCUCGGAUGCCCCGAGAUUUCCACUUAUUACAGUAAGCUGAGGCACGAGACCCUUUGCAAUUUUAGGCCUUACAGCUGUCCUUAUGCUGGUUCUGAGUGCUCGGUUGUUGGGGACAUUCCGUAUCUCGUCACUCAUUUAAGAGACGACCAUAAAGUGGACAUGCAUUCUGGAUGCACGUUCAAUCACCGUUAUGUUAAAUCGAACCCUCGGGAUGUGGAGAAUGCCACGUGGAUGCUGACCGUAUUCCAUUGUUUUGGACAGCACUUUUGUCUCCAUUUCGAGGCAUUCCAACUCGGGUUGGCCCCAGUUUACAUGGCUUUCCUCCGGUUCAUGGGAAACGAGAUGGAGGCUCGUGACUACAGCUACAGCCUGGAGGUCGGGGGCAAUGGCAGGAAACUUGCGUGGGAAGGCACCCCAAGAAGCAUUAGGGAUAGCCACAGAAAGGUUAGGGAUAGUCAUGAUGGGCUCAUCGUGCAACGCAGCAUGGCCCUCUUUUUCUCGGGCGGGGACAGGAAAGAGCUCAAGCUUCGCGUGACGGGCCGGAUUUGGAAGGAGCAUCAGGGCCCGAAUGGGCCGUGCAUGCCCAUUCUCUUUUAA
Striga hermonthica is the source of this 933-nucleotide messenger RNA. Lineage: Eukaryota; Viridiplantae; Streptophyta; Magnoliopsida; Lamiales; Orobanchaceae. The record is from the annotation of a GenBank genome assembly.